Phytophthora nicotianae INRA-310 is the source of this 1865-nucleotide messenger RNA. RefSeq lists its product as hypothetical. The record is from RefSeq and is a predicted model, not a curated record. NCBI's taxonomy places the organism in Eukaryota, Oomycota, Peronosporomycetes, Peronosporales, Peronosporaceae. The transcript has a single exon. Bases 1243 to 1557 code for a protein of 104 amino acids.
CGCGAUGGGCCCCACGUCCUUCCUACAAAGGCAGGGCAUUUCCCGGCUGACGUUUUUACAACCUGCACCUAGGGCUGUCAUCUUUCGUUGGCGGCACUCCGAGUCGGAGUGCCGCCCACACUGAUCCGCUGUCCGUACAUGUAACGAUACCCCAUGCGAUUUGCGCUCUUCACGCUAUCGGCGCUCAGCCGUCUUCACCGCGGCUGACAAGCGGCUCGUUCUGGCGCUAUGGCUCGCUGGAUACAACGUAUUAACUCACGCGCAAGGCUCGCAGACUGCAGAGUUGCGGUGCAACCGAACGGCGGGUUGGGCUUGUGCUCUACUAGUAUUGCACUGGAAGUUGCCGUCUUCAACUACGUGGACCGAACUUCCUGACCAGGCUCGCGUCUUCGCCCUUCCCGGCUCUCGCGUUGUUGCGCCGAUCAAUCGUGUUUUCACGCAACAACUCGUUCGAUUAACGGGGUCUUCUGCAACUUCCAGACUGCAAGUCAUGGCGCCAGUGCGUGCAAUGUGUAGGUUCUCCUGGUCCUUGUUAUCAAGAUUCUUGACAGCAGAGUUCUCUACCAACGUACAAUCGAAGCUACGUCCAGAAACUCGGGAACGACUAUCGAGGCGUUGUUAGCGCUUGUGACACAAUAGAGUACCGCAAACCAGAGCCAAAAAGGUACACUGGACAAGGUGACGAGCGCCCAGGUUUGGUCAGAUUCUUGCCCAAGCUCUUCAAGAUACUUCAUGGUAUAAUACAGUUGGCAAAGCACACUUUGAAGAGGAGCUUACUGGUCAACAUGAUACCAGCCUCGUUCUCUUGCGCCAGAAACUUCAGACUUGCGACUGAAGUUUGGGACACUGCUUAGCUUUGAAAUGCUUUAACGAAGCCACCUGUCCGAACGUCGUGGUCGGUCUGCUGUUGACAAGCAAUGCAUCACUCAGUGCAUCACAGUGAUUUUUACAGCGAUAAACUCGCUUAUGUUCGCGGUGCAACAGAGCAGGUGAUUUACAUAACUCGCAACCAUUUCGAAUCUUACAGACCUGAAUCGAGCCAGUACGCGGAAAGCCCAAAAUUUCGCAUGUGAGGUGCCCAAUCCAAGCAGAUGCUUUCCCGUCACCCAAAAUAAACCGGAAAAGAUAUCAUUUUGGGCAAAGAGACCGCGACCGCUCGACGCUACUGUGACAAGCAUUGGGCCUCUACCGCGACAGGCACUGACUCACUGGGCAAAGCCUUCCAAAGUAGCUCACGAGCAAAUGUUCACCUUCCAGCGACAUCUACCAGCACUUCGUUAUGUCUGCGAACUUCGCCCGUGUGAAGGAGAACUGCGCUUGGGUACAUGCAAACCCUUGCCCGACCGGCGACCAGCUUCGCUGCGGUUUGAUUUGCUGAACUGUGACGACGUUGAAGCCAUGGUACAGCGAGGGCCGGAACAAGGCCUCGCCGCAUUGUUUCUGCCCGCGAUCCAGCUGGCAUGCUCCACGAACGCCGCCGAAGAUGAACUUUACACUGCAAAUCCAGCCCUCGCGCGCGGUGCUCCGUUUGACAGGCGAUGUAAAAUGCGGCAGUGAUCAACUAGCGAUCUGUCGCUGGCAAGUUUGUUGUGCCCACAACACACUUCGGUGCUCGAGGCUAUCUUUUUUGAUUCGCGACCUUUCAAAAUCGUUUCGAAAACCGUUUCAAAUGCCGCUCAAUCUCUUGUCCUCUCAUUUGCAGAUAAAACCGGGACAAGCAAAAAUGUCCCGGCGCUGCCCCCGUUUGAUAACUGAAGUAAUACCUCGCAAACAAGAACCGUAUUAAUAGUACAUGGAUACCGGUAGAAUAGCAUCUUGAAACUCUGAAACAGUUUUACAAAAACAAAUACAAAGACGACAUCCGA